CAAUGGGCCGUGUAAUUGUCUCCCUAAAAAACAAGCCUUGCUAGAUUAGGCCAGCCGGGUUAUGAAUUUCCCACCAGAAGACAUCAAGCAGCUUGUGGCAGAGAUUGCCGAGAUCCUCAUCAGGAAGAAUCAGACAGUGUCAGUCAGCGAAGGAGCAUGCGGCGGAUUACUUAGCGCAUAUCUCAUAUCGUUGCCAGGAGCAUCUAGCUUCUUUGAUGGCGGACGGUCCAUCUACAGCUUGAAGUCAAGAUUACGUUUAUCAGGGUGGAAUAACCAGCAGAUUAACAGUUACACCGGUCCAUGUGAAAAUGUUGCUUUGAAGAUGGCCAGAAACCUCCGUGUAGAGUUUGGAUCCACUUAUGUUUUGUCAGAGACAGGAUAUGCAGGACCCUCGACCAAUGUAGGAUUGGGUCAUGACAAUGGCAGCAUCAAUGACGCCGACGCAAAGGUCGGAACGGUCUAUCUUGGAAUUUGCGGUCCCAAUGGGGGGCACUCCUGCGAGAUGUGCACCGAAUCAAACGAUAGGUCCACCAAUAUGCAGUUGUUUGCCAAGUACAGCUUACAAUUCUUUUUACGGAUUUUAAAGCAAGAGCAGGAAAAGAUUGAAUGAAGGCUGUCGUGGCAAACAAUCCUACUGUUUCGCAGUACGCAACUGGGGCAGUGAAAGUUAGUGUGCCGGUGCUUUACCAGGCACUCUUCAAGCUAAAAGGUCAACCAAAGCACGUCGUCAAGUCCUGUAUAUAUCCCUAGUCUAGUCUAAUUCUGGCUAUUACUUAUACUUUCUUGCAAAUAUCGUUUUGAUUACCUAAUCGAUAAAUACUCAAGGAAAUCUCAAAAGGUCUUUGUUGCAAAGUAAAUAGCUCUACUUAAAAAAUUACACAAAUCAUAUUUAUUAUGCGG
This is a messenger RNA of Pichia membranifaciens NRRL Y-2026, 900 nucleotides long. RefSeq lists its product as hypothetical. The coding region runs from base 62 to 610 and encodes 182 amino acids. NCBI's taxonomy places the organism in Eukaryota, Fungi, Ascomycota, Pichiomycetes, Pichiales, Pichiaceae. The transcript has a single exon. The record is from RefSeq and is a predicted model, not a curated record.